This is a messenger RNA of Schistocerca gregaria, 340 nucleotides long. It is a transcript of the gene Kaz-m1, whose product is annotated as vasotab. The transcript has 3 exons. The record is from RefSeq and is a predicted model, not a curated record. Gene Ontology annotation, molecular function: protein binding. Bases 8 to 283 code for a protein of 91 amino acids. Lineage: Eukaryota; Metazoa; Arthropoda; Insecta; Orthoptera; Acrididae.
CGCAGCUAUGAAGUCGCACACACUGGCUGUCCUCAUAUUGGCGGCGCUCGCAGGAUGUGCCUCUUCAGAGGAAUGUCCUACCUUCUGCCCACAAAUCUACCAGCCAGUGGCCGCCCAGUGUGGCUCCGAAGUCAGGGAGUUUGGAAAUCCCUGUGAAUUGGAAGCACACAACUGCCUGCACAACAACGAAUGCAACGGCUGGCGUUACCAGGAGCGAUACGACGUUAGAAGCACUUUGAUGGCUGAUUCAUCAGUCGAAAAAACGGUUGAUAGACAUUUUUAGAGGUUUUGCGAUUUCCUUCUGGAAACAAAAUAAUUGCAGAAAUUAAAUACAGAAAUU